Messenger RNA from Lepidothrix coronata (blue-crowned manakin), 3043 nucleotides. It is a transcript of the gene OXSR1, whose product is annotated as oxidative stress responsive 1. The transcript is spliced from 19 exons. The record is from RefSeq and is a predicted model, not a curated record. Lineage: Eukaryota; Metazoa; Chordata; Aves; Passeriformes; Pipridae. The coding region runs from base 85 to 1728 and encodes 547 amino acids. Gene Ontology annotation, biological process: protein phosphorylation. Gene Ontology annotation, molecular function: ATP binding; protein serine/threonine kinase activity.
CAUCCGCGGCGCCUCCUCUCCGCUCCCUCACCCCUCAGAGUCGCUCCCCUUCGCGGCGCGGAGGGCGGCGGGCGCGGCGCGGCCAUGGCCGAGGAGCCCAGCGCGCUGCCCUGGUCCAUCAAUAAAGAUGACUACGAGCUGCAGGAGGUCAUCGGGAGUGGAGCGACUGCGGUGGUGCAGGCGGCCUUCUGCAUUCCGAAGAAGGAGAAGGUGGCAAUUAAACGGAUCAAUCUGGAGAAGUGUCAGACGAGCAUGGAUGAACUCCUGAAAGAAAUUCAAGCCAUGAGUCAGUGCCAUCACCCCAACAUUGUAUCUUACUUCGUGGUGAAAGAUGAGCUUUGGCUGGUGAUGAAGUUACUUAGUGGAGGCUCUGUUUUGGAUAUUAUCAAGCACAUUGUGGCCAAAGGAGAACACAAGACUGGUGUCCUGGAUGAACCCUGUAUAGCCACAAUCCUUAAGGAGGUGCUGGAGGGACUGGACUACCUGCAUAAAAAUGGGCAAAUCCACAGGGAUGUGAAAGCAGGAAAUAUUCUUCUUGGAGAAGAUGGCUCAGUGCAAAUUGCAGACUUUGGCGUUAGCGCGUUUCUGGCCACUGGUGGUGACAUUACCAGGAAUAAAGUCAGGAAAACUUUUGUGGGCACGCCUUGCUGGAUGGCACCAGAAGUUAUGGAGCAGGUCAGAGGAUACGAUUUCAAGGCAGACAUCUGGAGCUUUGGGAUCACUGCUAUCGAGCUGGCUACAGGGGCAGCUCCUUACCAUAAAUACCCCCCGAUGAAGGUUUUAAUGCUGACGCUACAAAAUGAUCCCCCAUCUUUGGAAACUGGUGUGCAAGAUAAGGAGAUGCUGAAGAAGUAUGGGAAAUCAUUUAGGAAGAUGAUUUCAUCGUGCCUACAAAAAGACCCUGAAAAAAGACCCACAGCAGCAGAACUCUUAAGACACAAAUUUUUCACGAAAGCAAAGAAUAAAGAAUUUUUGCAAGAGAAGAUGUUGCAGAGAGCACCAACAAUCACUGAAAGAUCCAAAAAGGUCCGGAGGGUCCCAGGCUCCAGUGGGCGUCUUCAUAAGACUGAAGAUGGUGGCUGGGAAUGGAGUGAUGAUGAACUAGAUGAAGAAAGUGAGGAAGGCAGAGCAGCAAUUUCACAGCUCAGGUCUCCCAGAGUGAAAGAACCUGUACAGAAUUCCGAGCUCUUUCCGUCAGCUGAGCCUCCAGGUCCUUCACUCAAUGCUCCAGCACAGGCACCUACUCAACUACCUCAGGCUGCAGGACAAGCACCUGCACAACCUCAAACUGCUGUACCUCCACCUAGUCAGGCUCCUCCAGCAGCCCCAGCAGCAGCCCCAGCAGCAGCUCCAGCAGCAGCCCCAGCAGCAGCAGCCCCAGCAGCAGCCCAGGCCCCACCUGCAGCUGCUGCAGCUUCGGUACAGGAAGACACAAAAGUCCCCAUCAGCCUUGUACUAAGGUUAAGGAAUUCAAAAAAAGAGCUCAAUGAUAUCCGGUUUGAAUUCACCCCAGGGAGAGAUACUGCGGACGGUGUGUCCCAGGAGCUCAUUUCAGCAGGGCUUGUUGAUGGCAGAGAUCUGGUAAUAGUUGCAGCUAAUUUGCAGAAAAUUGUGGAAGAGCCCCAAGCAAACAGAUCCGUCACUUUCAAACUGGCGUCUGGUGUCGAAGGCUCGGAUAUCCCGGAUGAUGGCAAACUUAUAGGAUUUGCACAGCUCAGCAUCAGCUAAACAAUGGUCCCAGGAGAUGUUUCCCAACUGAGAACCCACAUGUGCAUAUUCGUAAUGCUUCUGUUAGCCUAAAAAAAAAAACCACUACUGCCAAAGAAUUGAACUACAUCCCCCUUCCUAGAAGCUUUAACAUUUUCCUUAAUAGGAUCACAAACCUUCCUGAAAUUACCGAUGACGUUUACACCUUUUGUAAACAACUCUCAUGUUUUUGUAUCUGUCAUCUCAAAACAUGCAGACCCAACACGUCAUUGCCUGCAUGUUCAUUUUAUUAUUGCCUUACUUUAAAGAAAAAUACUACUGAGUACGAAGCAGGGGGUUCCACUGCUCUGAUGAUCUUGCCUAAAUGUUUGCUUACAUGUGGUUUCAUUUUUUUUCACUUGCUAUUUUUGCACAAGUUUUAAUACUGAACGGAUUUUUUUUUUUUGUUCUUUACCUGCUUCUCCUUCUAUCUGAAACACCAAUGUACAUGUUGUUUGGGUCACCCGGAGUGCUGAGAAAUCUGCUUCUCUUUGGCUGUGUGUUUUAAAAGUGCUGGUUUGAAUGCUUGCACCUAAGAAAGCAAGCUGAGUCUUAACCCACAGGAGGGAGAGCCGCCUUCCCUUGUGUUUGUGUUUUUGAGAAGUUCCUUGACUUUUGAGGUGUUAGAAGUCAGCUUCCCUUUGUAAACUGCCUUAAUUUUAUUUUUUUUUUUUUUACCAUUUUGGUUCUCUCCACAUGAGUGCCAGGCGUGGCAUGAGGGCUGAACCUUUUAAUUUACGUUAAGCAGUCCUUCCUCAAAACGUCUUUCAUCCUGCAUCUUAGAUGUAGUCUAUUCUUGAAGCAGACCAGUGAGGCAUUGCUGCUGGUCUUUCAGAUGAUGAACACAAUACCCGUGGUCAGAGGGAGAGGAGAUCUGUGUCACCCUGUGUUUGGGAAACACGCACUUCAGACUGUUCCUCAAGCCCGGUUCUGCCAUGCCUGGCUGCGCAGAGAGUCCUCCCGACGUGUUUUCCCAGUCCUUCGCAAACUGGUACCCCUGGAACCACCCCUGUCGUGUUUUACAGCAAUAAAGAAUCGCCAGCAGAGUGGUUGUACUGGGCAAGCGGGCGCCGGGCUGUGUCCCUCCUGCACUAACGGCCUGGGCCGGCACCUCCUCGCCGGCCGAGCCCCCACGUUUGAUCAGGAUGUCACUGAAACCCCGUCACACACGUAUUUAGCUUUUCUUUCUAUGUGGUGUUGAAGUUGAGUUUCUACAUGAAUAAUAUAAAUUAUGCUCUGAGUUUGAUAAGAGACACUUGUAAUGCAAUAUGUGAAUAAUAAAUGGUGUUGACUCUUU